This is a messenger RNA of Colletotrichum truncatum, 876 nucleotides long. RefSeq lists its product as uncharacterized. Lineage: Eukaryota; Fungi; Ascomycota; Sordariomycetes; Glomerellales; Glomerellaceae. The record is from RefSeq and is a predicted model, not a curated record.
AUGGCAAUGGUUUCCGACUCCGAAGGUGAACGCCGUUCAACAGCGUUCUCUCUAUCUUCCUUCACAGCAAAGGACUAUGCCUCAAUUGUGGGUUGGACGACACUGGCAAAAGCCUCGUUUGCUUCCCUUGUUGUAUUAGUCAACACCCCCCAGAUACUCUUCAGCGCUCUUUACUUCCUGUAUAACGCACUACUGUCAUCUUUCCUACAAGCAUCUGACUGGAACGACUUUUCUCGAGAACAUCAGACCCUACGGGUCACGCGACCAGAGCGUGGCCUGAACAGCCUGCAACGCUCGGCGUACUGGCUUCAGAUCCCUCCUAAAUAUGCCAUUCCUCUUCUCCUCUUCGGCGGUACGAGUCACUGGCUUAUAUCACAGGCCUUUUUUCUCUCCAAAAUUUCCUUUUUCAGCUAUCAGGGAAAGCCAGCAACUUCACUUGGUCGUAUGGGUUUUGGGCGUGAGAAUAGUGAUAGAGAUGGAGAAUUGCUGGUGGCCAAUUAUUCAAGCCUCUACCUGAUGCUAUCUCUAAUAUUGGCGGUGCUUGCACUCGUUGCAUUAUUUCUUAUCAGCAGAGUACGGCUCGCUGGUAACAUGGUUCUUCAGAGUGGCUGCUCCGUGGCCAUUGCGGCCGCUUGCCAGCACGCUCAGCGACGAGGCGAGAAGCAGGCUCUGAAUAAGUCUGGUAACUAUGACUAUCAAGAGACAGAGGAAACAGGUGGCUGCGGUGAAAAUGAAGCAGACGAAUGGACCCAACCAUUGAUGUGGGGAGAAAUCAAGCGGACAGUUCGCGGCGUGACAGGCUCGGAGGAACGACUUUUUGUCGGGUUAACGGCUGGCCUAGCAGAAGAACCAGUGGCGGGUAGGAUGUACUCAUGA